AUGACAGGGGAUGAAAUGACCGAAUGUGGAAUGACCGGAGAUGAAAUGACCGGAGAUGAAAUGGCCAGAGAUGAUAUGACCGGAUGUGAAAUGACUGGAGAUGAAAUGACCGGAGAUGAAAUGACAGGAUGUGCAAUCACCGGGAAUGAAAUGACUGGAUAUGAAAUGACCGGAGAGGAAACGACCGGGGAUGAAAUGACCGGAGAUAAAAUGGCCGGAGAUGAAAUGACGGGAUGUGAAAUGACUGGAGAUGAAAUGACUGGAGAUGAAAUGACCGGAGAUGAAAUGGCUGGAGAUGAAAUGACCGGAUGUAAAAUGGCCGGGCAUGAAAUGAAUGGAGAUGAAAUGACCGGAUGUGAAAUGACUGGAGAUGAAAUGACCGGAUAUGAAAUGGCCGGAGAUGAAAUGACCGGAUGUGAAAUGACUGGAGAUGAAGUGACUGGAGAUGAAAUGACUGGAGAUGAAAUGGCUGGAGAUGAAAAGGCCGGAGAUGAAAUGACCGGAUGUGAAAUGACCGGUUGUGAAUUGACUGGAGAUGAAAUGAUCGGAUGUGAAAUGACUGGGGAUGAAAUGACCGGUGAUGCUAUUCAAGAUAUAUCAAAAAAUUAUAAAACUAGAUUUUUCUCAGUGUGA
Molecule: messenger RNA, 633 nt
Organism: Biomphalaria glabrata
Lineage: Eukaryota; Metazoa; Mollusca; Gastropoda; Planorbidae
Exons: 1
Coding region: 1-633 (210 amino acids)
Source: RefSeq, a predicted model, not a curated record